AUGAAUUUCAGGUUCCAGGCACUGUCCCUAUUGCAAGAUCCCCGAGCUUUGGGGGGCUGCUGCUGGGUAACCCCAGAGGCCCGGCUGCACCUGAGAGAGGGGGAGUAACAUUCCCGCUGCUCCCCCCAGGAGACUUUCCCAGUGCAAAGACCCCAGCCUGGCCAGGAGGGAAGACAGACCUUCCACCUCAAAACAAAGAGCUGGCGACCCCAAACCUGGGCGGGAAGACCACCCCCAGUGAGCAGCCCCUGCUCUCAGUGAGGGCACCGCUUGGAGGGAAGGGCUGCAGAAGAUCAACCCAAGGAAGGGAAAUGAUGGCAGCAGAUUCGGUGCAGGUCGGGGAUUUUCAGCAAGGUUUUGCUAGAGAAGAAGGGGCAGAAAAUACACACGUGCAGGGGCUGGUGACCUUCGAGGAGGUGGCUGUGUAUUUCACCCAGGGGCAGGGGGCUCUGCUGGACCCCGCUCAGAGAGCCCUCUACAGGGACGUCAUGCAGGAGAACUAUGAGACGGUGACCUCGCUGGGUAAGGGAUUCCCGUCCCCUCUGCUAUUAGAAGCCGUGGGGUCUGUGAUGUUUCCAUUUCUGGUCUUUCUCAAUCAAUUAGAUGAGCCCCGUUGUCACCAGACCCCAUGGGAAAGAGACGUCCCUCUCCACCCCACUCCCAUGGGACAGGGGAGUCAGCAAGGAUUCCCCCUUCCCAAACCUGAGCUGAUCGCCCGGCUGGAGCGAGGGGAAGAGCCGUGGGUUCCGGAUCUCCAGGCCUGCAAGGGAAGGGAGAGCCCGAGAGGCAGCCGCACAGCAGGUGAUGGGAUGGUGAGUGAAAACACGGAGGAGAAGCCACAGCAGGAAGGUCCUGAGCAAGUGGAACCACGUGAGACAACAUUGGAAAGAUCUGAAGGGAAUUUUACCCAUGAGCGGCAAAAAACCUGGGGAAAUGGGCACAAGCCAGAGAGGCAGCUGGGAACCCAUCCAGGGCAGAAAGUGGGUAAAUCCACUGAGCAUGGGAGAGUUUGCAAAGACCCCAAGGAAACCACAGCCCAGCAGAGAAUCCCAUCAGGAGUGAGAGACAACACAUGCUCCGAGUGCGGGCAAAACUUCAACCGGAGCUCAAAUCUUAUUUCACAUCAGAGACUCCACACCGGAGACAGGCCUUUUAAAUGCCUUGAGUGUGGGAGACGUUUUAAUCAGCGAGAGCACCUCGUUAGGCAUCAGAGACUCCACACGGGAGAAAAGCCCUAUAAAUGUCUGGAGUGCGGGAAAAGCUUCAUUCAGAGCUCCCAACUUAUUACACACCAAAGAGUCCACACGGGCGAGCGGCCCUACAAGUGCCCGGAGUGUGGGAAAAUGUUUAGUGAUGGCUCAGCCUUUAUUAACCAUCGGAGAAUCCACACGGGAGUUAAACCCCAUAAAUGCCUCGACUGUGGGAAAAGCUUCAAUCGGAGCUCAACCCUGGUUAGACAUCAGAGAACCCACACAGGAGAGAAACCCUUUAUAUGCCUGGAGUGCGGGAAAAAGUUUAGUGACAGUUCAGCUCUUAUUGUGCAUCAGAGACUCCACACUGGGGAUAAACCCUUUAAAUGCUCCGACUGUGGGAAAAGUUUCUUUCAACUCUCACGGCUCCUUGCACAUCAGAGAAUCCACACGGGCGAGAACCCCUAUAAAUGCCUCGAGUGCGGGAAAAGGUUUAAUGACAACUCAAACCUUAUUACACACCAGAUUAUCCACACGGGAGAGAGACCCUACAAAUGCCUGGACUGUGGGAAAAGCUUCAGUCGCAGCUCGCAUCUUAUUACGCAUUACAGAACCCACACUGGAGAGAGACCCUAUAAAUGCCUGGACUGUGGGAAAAGUUUCAAUCAGAGCUCAAACCUGAUUACACAUCAGAGACUCCAUACAAAAAAGAAACCUUGAC
Messenger RNA from Malaclemys terrapin pileata, 1911 nucleotides. RefSeq names its product zinc finger protein 501-like. Gene Ontology annotation, biological process: regulation of transcription by RNA polymerase II. The transcript has 5 exons. Gene Ontology annotation, molecular function: RNA polymerase II cis-regulatory region sequence-specific DNA binding; DNA-binding transcription factor activity. The record is from RefSeq and is a predicted model, not a curated record. NCBI's taxonomy places the organism in Eukaryota, Metazoa, Chordata, Testudines, Emydidae. Bases 312 to 1910 code for a protein of 532 amino acids.